AUGCAGAAGGUUGUACUUCUUCUCAAUAGCUGGGAUAAAGUGCUAGGAGGACCGAAGGGAAGAUUUCCCCACUUCUCUGAAGUAUCUAACGAUUUGAAGUCUUCUGGAGUUUCUUUUUUUGGAGAAGAAGAAAAGAAUGAGGGAAUCAUUGACAUGAAGGCAUCUGCACAGAAGGUGACGACGUUCUACCAAUCCCGCAGGUUGCUUCGACAGGCAGAGAAAGAUGCGGUGGAAAGAAGGGUCGUUGCAGAAAUGCUGAAUAAUGGGGUGGAUUACGAAGAAAUUUUUGAGGACAACCUUGAGCUCCUGGACCUAUGCAAGAAGAAGUUGCUGGAUUAUUUGACUUCUAGAAGCCUUGUCGGAGUGUCAACUGUGAAAGAUGUCAGAACCCUUGCGUCAGUGAAAGAGAGAAUCAGGAUUAGGGCUGUUCGUGCACUAAUUCCCAGUGGGUGGGGGAAGAUAAGGAAGUGCAUGAUGAAUAAAGGAAUACAGAUCGAAGAAAUGGGUGAUCGAAGGAGCUGA
Oldenlandia corymbosa var. corymbosa is the source of this 522-nucleotide messenger RNA. Lineage: Eukaryota; Viridiplantae; Streptophyta; Magnoliopsida; Gentianales; Rubiaceae. The record is from the annotation of a GenBank genome assembly.